This is a messenger RNA of Purpureocillium takamizusanense, 3259 nucleotides long. RefSeq lists its product as uncharacterized. Lineage: Eukaryota; Fungi; Ascomycota; Sordariomycetes; Hypocreales; Ophiocordycipitaceae. Bases 114 to 1682 code for a protein of 522 amino acids. The transcript has a single exon. The record is from RefSeq and is a predicted model, not a curated record.
AUUCAUACCCAUGGGGGAGCUGGACAUGGUGGUCCGUUCAGAGUCCAGACUGGCCGGCGGCCCUCCCUGCGCCCUCCCGCACGGCGUGGCUUAUAGCCAUCGGUGCCGCAUGCAUGCCUCAAAGCUCCGCUGCCCAUGGUGCAAAUGUUGAAGAUGUCCAAGAGAAGGAACGCAGCGCCGCCAAGGGAUUUGACAUUGAGAAAGCUGAGGGUUGCACAGCUCAGGUGCUGCGGAUCGAUCAGGUGGCCGUGCGGCAGCAGCAGCAGCAACAGCAGCAGCAGCGGUAUUGGUGGAUCCCGGGCGGUCUCAUUCUAGGGUUCGUUUCGUUUGGCAGGAGCCCCUCAUCAUCAUCCUUCCAACUGAAUGUCAGCACAGCCGCUCGCGGCGCCCCUUGUCGACCUCGAACAUUUUCCGGGUUGGAUCUCGACACUCUCUUGUCUUCGAGCUGGGCAUCGUCCGAAUUCGUCGGCAUGCACGCCCCGGCCAGAAACGCGGCAGUGGCGCCGGCACUCCCUGUCGAGCUGGUCCUUCACAUUGUCGAUUCUGUGGCCCCGUCAAACCCCUGCACAAUUCUGCCGCCGACCGACGAGGUGACCAAGACGCUGCUGAGCCUGUCCCGCGUCUGUCGUGCAACGUAUCCAGCGGCAUCCAAAAAGCUUCGCCAGCACUGCGUGUACAUAGACUCCAACAACAGGGCGAGACGAUUCGCCCGAUACUUGGGCGGCCCCCUCUUCGACCAUUCUGGGUCCAUGGCUCGCGUCCAUCACUUGACGCAGAUCACACAGAUGUUCCUCUCCCCCUUCACCGAUGAGCCGCGCGAGCGUAGCAGAUCCAUCAUAUACAGGGAUGUGGGCGAUGAGACCUCGUCGGACCAUUCGUGGGACCUCACGGCUCCCUCGCCGCUGGAUCUUCCCACCGCGCUCGCUGUGCGCGACAUCUUCAGGGCCCUGGCCCCGUAUCUUCGUCGUCUCGUCAUAGACAUGCCGUUGCGCUCACUGUAUCCCGACCAGGAUCGCUAUCGCGUGCGCCCGGUUUUGCGAUCCGCCUUCCAGGCGUUGGUGAACCUAGAAGAGUUCACGUCUGUCCAGGACGAGCUGUUCCUGAACGCCUAUUCUUUGGGUCGCGGAGAGCCGCUGGUCUGGCUACACUGCUGGAAGAAGCUGCGGCGCCUCUGUAUAUACAAUCCCGAUAUCGCAUCGCAGCAGCCUGUGUGGGAUGGCAUGGUUCUCCAUCCAAGUCUGCAGAUUGCCAUAUUUGCGCGGGCAGACAUGAACGACAUAACAGAGGAAGACAUGACAUACAGUACCGUGGACAUGAAAAAGGCGUGGUUCAACUCGCGGUCCAGGAUCAAGGACAUUGACCCGUCGAAGAGUGAUCGGGCCGAGAAGAGCUUCACGAUUGUUCUGGUCGACUGUGGCGGACUGCAGCCAACCCUGCAAUCAUUUGCACCAGAGUGGAGAAGACUCGAUCCAGAGAACCGGAUUCAGAUUCUGCUCUCCGAUGCGCCGGAGUCGGAUGGUUCAGAUGGCUUCCAGAAUCCGAUAGCUCUCACCCAGACAUACCUGCGAGAUAAUGCGGUUCGUGGUACUCUAUUCGACGAUAAAGCCAUGUCCAUGCGGCAAGCAAUUGGUCAUGAGAUGGAAACCGGUGACUUUUUGGCUACUACGAACGGCAUUGAUUGAGGUGACCAAUUUGCAUGCAUGGCCGAAGUACUGGAAGAUGUGAGGGAGGCGGUGUUGGGACCAUCGAGACGCCCAAACGACUCCAAUACGUCCAGUGAGAGGUGCCAUGCUAUCAAAUACAACUAUUCUCAGUCGAAGCCCCACGACAACCCGCCAUCAAGGGACCCAUGGCGAUGAAGGAAUCUGCUGUGUCGCGCAGUGUAUCCCCCCACCCAUCAGUGGCAGCUCCUGUAAGGAUACUGUCACGAUCUCUCUCUCACCCUCGAACAACCGCUGAAUCGUCGCCAAAGCGGUCGCAUCGGAAUUUUUGUCGCCAAACUGAGGGAAUAUUAGCCCUCCAUUGACCAUGAGGUAGUUGGCGUAGUUGAAUGCCGGCGGAGGUAAUUCGCUGGCCUCGAUUGCCCUCAAAUACUCCUCAUCAGCAACGGCCUCGGAGAUGUCGGGUUCUGAUAUCUCAAUGACCUCGAGCGAACGUCCUUUGGCAUCCUUUUCUCUGGAAAUAAUGUCGACCGCUUCUUUGUAUGCUCGCACCCAGACGCUAGCCGCAUUCCGAGUCUCCUCCGCGCUUGGUCUACUCAACAGAACGACUCCAGGGCGCACGAAGCGGAUGAAGGCAUCGAUGUGGCAGUCCGUCACCUCCACGUCCUUGACGCCCGGAACCCAUAUGAGCCUAUCGAUUCCCAGCGUGCGAGCGAAUUCUGCCUCGAUGUCCUCUCGGCUCAUUCCGGGAUUACGAUUGUCGUUGAUGAUGGAGCUCUCGGUGGCGAUCAUGGUUCCUUCGCCGUCGACCUCAAUGGCGCCGCCUUCUGUGACAACCGUCGACUCGAUGCGCUGAAUCUUAAGGUCUUGCAGCAGCGUGCGCGCAAAACCAACGCAUGUCUCUGUCCCGAGGCCGACAGACGUGUCUGUCCGAAACUUGUUCCCCCAGCCGUUGAAGUUGAAGUCGACGCCGCAUAUCGCGCGGCUAUCUGGCCCAUUGGGCCUCGUUCUGGCAGUGAAGGUUGGCGCUAUGUCGCGCAUCCACAAGUCGAGCUGUUUUCCGUCAAUGGGGUGUAGGCCAACGUUGUGUUUUGUCGUCCCUGGGGCAAACCGGCUCCGCGCGUCUUCCAGGCGGGCUCGCUCGACGACCAGGGUGACGGGUUCGAAGCGCGCGACAGCGUCGGCAAUGGCGGACACUUCUCUUGUCGCGGAGGCGAGCGCGCCAGGAAAUUCUUUGUAGUGAACGGUUUCGCUACCGGGCCAAGCGAGAAUGGUGCGAGCGUGUCGCGCCCAUUCCGCUGGACGAUGGAAUGCUUGUGAAGCGAGUCGAAUGUGAGCCAUGACGACAAGUGGCACCGCGAAAUGUCAAUUGAACACGACGUCUGAGGCGAGUUGUGAGAUGAAUGAGAGCUUGAUCAAAUCUGCAUGAUAGCGAAGCGGAGAAGGGCGUUACAAUCCCAUCAUACGAAGUAUUGAUUCCUCAGGCAAUGAACUUGGUUCACGUGAAACGACACAUCACGACCCGACGCGAAAUACACCAGCGAGUCGAGGCUGUGCCUAGCGCCGAGGGGUCUUCUUAUACUACCUGUUUCGGUACC